AUUUCCUUCCUGGGGGUUGUCUAAUACAGGAUCUCAAGAUGGCGUCGAGUGGAGGAGAUGGAGAACCCGAGUGGACCGCAGCCGUGCGACCACUUUUAUCAGCGUCGUACACGGCAUUUGAGACGAAGGAGCUACCUCAGCUCGUAGGAUCCAUCAUUAACAGUGCAUCGGAAAUCCUCCAUCAUGACAAACAGUACGAACCCUUCUACUCCUCUUUUGUGGCUCUCUCCGCACAUUACAUCACCACAGUUUGUGGACAAAUCCCCAGAAACCAGCUGCUGUCAGUGGCGGCAGCCUGUAAAGUACUCAUCGAAUUCUCCCUGCUGAGGCUGGAGAACCCAGACGAGGCAUGUGCCGUUUCACAGAAGCACCUGAUCCUCCUGAUAAAAGGCCUUUGCACGGCCUGCAGCCGCCUGGAUCGCACAGAAAUCAUCACCUUCACCGCGAUGAUGAAGUCAGCCAAGCUGCCUCUGACUGUCAAGACGCUGUCUGACGUGGAGGACCAGAAGGAUCUGCCCUCGCCGGUGAAUCCUGAGGUUCGACAGAAGGAGGUGCAGAUGAAUUUCUUCAACCAGCUGACCUCCGUGUUCAACCCAGACGUCAACAUGCUGUCGUCUCCCUGUGGACAAAUCCAGGUGGAGAGUGAGAGCGAUGACCAAACGAGGGCAGACCAAGCGACGCAGGCGAAAAUGAAGAAUGCCUUCAUCUCCCAGAAUGUGUCCAGUUUACAGGAACUGGGGGGCUCGGAGAAGCUGCUGCGCGUGUGCCUCAACCUGCCCUACUUCCUGCGCUACAUCAACCGCUUUCAGGACGCCGUGUCGGCCAACUCCUUCUUCAUCAUGCCGGCGACGGUGGCCGACGCCACCGCCGUGCGCAACGGGUUUCACUCCUUGGUGAUUGAUGUGACGAUGGCCUUGGACACCCUGUCCUUGCCUGUGCUGGAGCCCCUGACGCCACGGCGGCUGCAGGACGUCACGGUGCUGGCCCUCAGCUGCCUUUACGCCGGUGUAAGUGUGGCCACUUGCAUGGCCAUCCUGCAUGUGGGUAGCGGCCUGCAGCUCCGUACCGCCUCCACCGGCUCCAAGGAGGAAGACUAUGACAACGAUGCUGCUACAAUAGUUCAGAAAUGCCUGGAGAUUUACGACAUGAUUGGGCAGGCGAUCAGAAACUCCCGCAGAGCUGGAGGGGAGCACUACCAGAACUUCCAGCUCCUCGGGGCCUGGUGCCUACUAAACAGCCUCUACUUGAUCCUCAACCUGAGCCCCACAUCCCUGGCCGACAAGGGGAAGGAGAAGGACCCCCUGGCGGCCCUGCGGGUUCGGGACAUCGUCACACGUGCCAAGGAUGGGGCCGGCUCGCCCAAACUCAGCCCCGGCAAAGGGCACCAGGGCUUUGGAGUUCUAUCAGUCAUCCUGGCAAAUCACUCUAUAAAACUGCUUUCUUCUCUCUUCCAAGACCUGCAAGUGGAGGCUCUGCACAGGGGCUGGACCAGCGACGGACCCCCAGCAGAUCUCAGCAUCAUGGCCCAGAGCACCUCCAUCCAGAGGGUUCAGAGACUCAUUGAUUCGGUGCCCCUCACCAACCUGCUCUUUACCCUGCUGUCCACCUCCUACAAGAAGGCCUGUGUCCUCCAGCGACAAAGGAAAGGGUCAGUGAGCAGUGAUGUCAGCGCCUCCACAGACUCCAAUACCUACUAUGAAGAUGACUUCAGCAGCACAGAGGAAGAUAGCAGUCAGGAUGAGGACAGCGAGCCCAUCCUGGGUCUGUGGUUCGAGGAGACCAUCUCCCCCAGCAAGGAGAAAGUGGCCCCCCCACCGCCUCCCCCACCACCCCCCCUGGAGACAUCUCCGAGGCUGAAGAGCCCCAGCAAGCAGAGCACAGGGGAGAACGGGAACAUCCUGUCCAGCCGGAAGGACCCUGAGCUGUUCCUGAGCCUGGCUUCCAGCAUCUUGAACUUUAUCGCUACCUCCAUGCUCAAGUCCAGGAACAACUUCAUCCGCAACUAUCUGAGCGUCUCCCUGAACGAGCAGCACAUGGCCACCCUGGCCAGCAUCAUCAAAGACGUGGACAAGGACGCCAAAGGAUCGUCUGACGAAGAAUUCGCAUGUGCUCUGUAUCACUUUAACCACUCGCUGGUGACGUCAGAUCUCCCCUCGCCAACGCUGCAGAACACCUUGCUGCAGCAGUUGGGUGUGGCUCCUUUCUCCGAGGGGCCCUGGCCGCUCUACAUCCACCCCCAGUCCCUGUCGGUGCUCUCAAGGUUGCUGCUCAUCUGGCAGCACAAGGCCAGCCUGGUGGGCGAUUCUGACGUACCCGAGUGCAUGAAGGUCUGGGAGAGGUUUGUGGGCACGCUGAAGCAGCACACGCUGCAGGGUGCCUCUCCUGGCGAGGAGGACCUCAACGUGGAGCACCUCCAGCUGCUGCUGCUCAUCUUCCACAACCUGUCGGAGCGGGGUCGCCGGGACGUGCUGAUGCUCUGCACCCAGGCCAUCGCGGAGGUGGCUGCCCAGGGGCAGUCGCAGCUGCAGGCCGUGCCCCUCAACCUGGGCCGCCUCCUGCUGCUCUUUGACUACCUGCUGCACCAGUACUCCAAGGCGCCGGUGUACCUCUUCGAGCAGGUGCAGUACAAUCUGCUGACUCCCCCUGCCACCGGGGGCAGCGCAGGCGAAGAGGGGGCCAAGAGGGGCUCCAUUCCGCUCUACUAUGGCUUCAAGGAGGUAGAGGACAACUGGACGAAGCACAGCUCGGCAGAUUCUGCGAUGCAGCCUAAAUUUUACUGCGUCCUGUCACCUGAGGCAUCGGAAGAUGACCGGAAUCGCCUGGACAGCAAAGUCUUCCCAGUGCUGUUCAACGGCGCAGUGAAAUACGACGACUUGUACUCCUGCCUGAUAUCCCUGCUGUCCGCCGGGUCCCAGUUUGACACGGCCAGGAGGCAAGAAAACAAGACCAUCAUGCCUGUGGAGGCCUGCUCUCUUCAGUACUACUUCCUGGUGCUGUGGCGCCUACUGGGCGCACUGCCCCCCUCCAAGGCCUACGUGGAGCAGCUGACGGGCAGCGGCAGCGACGGCGCCGACAGCGACAUCCUGCACACCCUGCGCUGGUCCUCGCGGCUCCGUGUGCCCACCUACGUCGACUGGAUCAAGGAGCACCUGGUGAAGCAGGGGAUGAAGGCCGACCAUGCGGCCUCGCUGAUCGAGGCAGCCUCCAGCAGGUGCAGCGCCGUCAAGUAUGACGUGGAGCUGGCGGAGGAGUACAUCGCCCGGCAGAUCUCCUCUUUCUGCUGCGUGGACCCCAACACCAUCCUACCCCUCCACCACGUGCCCAAUCUGCAGACCAUCUACACCCUCGACGCAGUCAUCUCCAAGGUGCAGGUCUCUCUGGACGAGCACUUCUCUAAGGUGGCCGCGGAGACGGACCCGCACAAGUCGUCGGAGAUCACGAAGAACCUGCUCCCCGCCACGCUCCAGCUGAUUGACACCUACACAGCCUUCACCAGGUCCUACCUGCUGAUGAGCCUCCCAGAAGGCACAGAGGGCAAACCCCCGGAGCGCAAGCUACAGGGUUACGCCGCCGUGCUGUCCAUCGGCUCCACCCGCUGCAAGGCCAACGUGCUUGGUCAGGGCGUAAUGCAGAACCUCCCCCCGGCUGUGCAGACGCUGUGCGAGACGUGGAACGGCAUCCACACAAACGAGUUCCCCAACAUCGGCUCAUGGAGAAACGCCUUUGCCAACGACACCAUCCCGUCGGAGAGCUACAUCGGCGCCAUCCAGGCAGCACACCUGGGCACACUCAGCAACCAGUCUCUGCCCCUGGCGUCCUCUCUCAAACACGUGCUGCUGUCUCUGGUGCGCCUCUCUGGGGACCUCAUUGUGUGGUGUCCGGAGGACUUGAGCCCCCCGCAGGUGAUGGGCUCCCUGCUUCCCCUGCUGCUGGAGGCCAGCACGGAGAGCGUGGCAGAGAUCGCCAGCACCUCGCUGGAGCGCAUCCUGGGUCCCGCCGAGUCCGACGAAUUCCUGGCGCGCGUCUACGAGCGCCUGGUCACCGGCUGCUACAACAUCAUCGCCAACCACUCUGACCUGAACAGCGGCCUGGAUGAAUCCGUCCUGGAGGAGUGCCUGCAGUACCUGGAGAAGCAGCUGGAGAGCAGCCAGGUGCGCAAGGCCAUGGAGGAGUUCUUCUCCUACAGUGGUGAGCUUGUGCAGAUCAUGAUGGCGACAGCCAACGAGAACCUCUCGGCCAAGUUCUGCAACCACGUGCUGAAGUUUUUCACCAAACUCUUCCAACUAGCGGAGAAAACCCCCAACCCCAGCCUGCUGUGUCUGUGCGGCUCGUUGGCCCAGUUGGCGUGUGUGGAGCCCUCACGCCUGCAGGCCUGGCUCACGCGCAUGACGGCGUCGCCGGCGCGGGACUCGGACCAGCCGGAGGCCGUGCAGGAGAACCGGCAGCUGCUGCAGCUGCUCACGGCCUACAUCGUACGGGACGGCAGCCAGGUGGGCGAGGGCGUGUGCACCGUGCUCCUCAGCACACUCAUCCCCAUGGCGACGGAGAUGCUGGCCACGGGCGACGGUGCCGGCUUCCCUGAGCUCAUGGUCAUCAUGUCCACGCUGGCGGGUGCCGGGCAGGGGGCGGGACACCUGCAGCUCCACCGGGCAGCCAUUGAUUGGCUUACCAGAUGCAAAAAGUACUUGACUCAGAAGAAUGUGGUUGAGAAGGUCAGCGCAAAUGUAUCACAGGGCAAACAUGCCAGCAUGCUGGAGUGCUCUUGCCACAUCAUCUCCUACCUGGCGGACGUGAUGAACGCCUUGCGGCAGAGUGGGGCGGGAGGAGGCCAGGGAUCCACACAGAUGCUGGUGGAAGGCGAGGAGAAGGCCAUUGAGGUGGAUUCCGACUGGGUGGAGGAGCUGGCCGUGGAAGAAGACGACUCUCAGGCUGAAGAUUCGGAUGAAGACUCGCUAUGCAACAAACUAUGCACCUUCACCAUCACCCAGAAAGAGUUCAUGAACCAGCACUGGUACCACUGUCACACCUGUAAGAUGGUGGAUGGGGUAGGCGUGUGUACUGUGUGCGCCAAAGUGUGCCACAAAGACCACGAGAUCUCCUACGCCAAGUACGGCUCCUUCUUCUGCGACUGCGGGGCCAAGGAGGAUGGCAGCUGCCAGGCCCUGGUCAAGCGCAGUCCCAGCAGCGGCAUGAGCUCCACCCUGAAGGAGUCGUCGGCCUUCCAGAGUGAGCCGCGAGUGCCGGAGAGCGCCAUCCGCCACCAGAAUUCCUCACCUGCCGACAAGGGCAAGGUGACCAUCUGCGAUGGCAAGGCCGGUGACGAGGACAAGCCCAGGAAGAGCAGUGCCUGCCGCAGCGUGGAGGGCUGCCGGGACGAGCUGCUCUCUCAAGUGCUGGGCUCCUCCACGCCGGCCAUCGUGCUGGACAUGCUCGUCUUCCUCAUGGACGCCAUCCAGACCAACUUCCAGCAGGCGUCCGCGGUGGGCAGCAGCAGCCGCGCCCAGCAAGCCCUCCACGAGCUGCACACCCAGGACAAGACCGUGGAGAUGACAGAUCAGCUCAUGGUGCCCACCCUGGGCUCCCAAGAGGGGGCGUUUGAGAACGUGCGCAUGAACUACAGCGGCGACCAGGGCCAGACCAUCCGGCAGCUGAUCAGCGCCCACGUGCUGCGGCGUGUGGCCAUGUGCGUGCUCUCCUCCCCGCACGGGCGCCGCCAGCACCUGGCCGUCAGCCACGAGAAGGGCAAGAUCACUGUGCUCCAGCUGUCCACCCUGCUGAAGCAGGCGGACUCUAGCAAGCGGAAGCUGACCCUGACGCGCCUGGCUUCGGCCCCCGUGCCCUUCACCGUUCUCAGCCUCACGGGGAACCCCUGCAAUGAAGACUACCUGGCCGUGUGCGGCUUGAAGGAUUGCCACGUCCUCACUUUCAGCAGCACGGGCUCCGUUUCAGACCACUUGGUUCUUCACCCUCAGCUGGCCACGGGGAACUUCAUCAUCAAGGCUAUCUGGCUGCCCGGCUCUCAGACCGAGCUGGCCAUCAUCACCGCCGACUUUGUCAAGAUUUACAACCUUUCUGUGGAUGCCUUGAGCCCUAUUUACUACUUCCUGCUGCCGAGCUCCAAAAUCCGCGACGCCACCUUCCUGUUUAAUGAAGAAGGAAAGAACAUAAUCGUCAUCAUGUCCUCCGCUGGGUACAUCUACACGCAGGUGAUGGACGACUCCAGCAGCGCCCAGCACGGCCCCUUCUACGUUACCAACGUGCUGGAGAUCAUCCACGAGGACCUGAAGGACAGUAACGGGCAGGUGGCCGGCGGUGGCGUGUCUGUCUACUACUCUCACGUGCUGCAGAUGCUCUUCUUCAGCUACAGCCAGGGCAAGUCGUUCGCCGCGACGGUCAGCCGCAGCACCAUGGAAAUGCAGCGGCUCUUCACCAUCAACGUCAAGGGCUCCAAUGGGGGGAGCAAGACAUCUCCAGCUCUCUGCCAGUGGUCGGAGGUGAUGAACCACCCAGGGCUGGUGUGCUGCGUGCAGCAGACCACAGGCAUCCCGCUGGUCAUCAUGGUGAAGCCCAACACCUUCCUCAUCCAGGAGAUCAAGACGCUUCCAGCCAAAGCCAAGAUCCAGGACAUGGUGGCCAUCCGCCACACGGCCAGCAACGAGCAGCAGCGCACCACAAUGAUCCUGCUUUGCGAGGACGGCAGCCUGCGCAUCUACAUGGCCAGCGUGGAGAGCACCUCCUUCUGGCUGCAGCCCGCCCUGCAGCCCAGCAGCGUCAUUAGCAUCGUGAAGCCGGUGCGCAAGCGCAAGGCCACGGCCGCCGCCACACGCACAUGCAGCCAGGUGACCUUCCCUGUGGAUUUCUUUGAGCACAACCAGCAGCUGACAGAGGUGGAGUUCGGGGGCAACGAUCUGCUGCAGGUGUAUAACGGGCAGCAGAUCAAACACCGGCUCAACUCCACCGGCAUGUAUGUGGCCAGCACCAAGCCCGGUGGCUUUACGGUGGAGGUCGUCAACAACAACAGCUCCAUGGUGAUGACGGGCAUGCGCGUGCAGGUGGGCACCCAGGCCAUCGAGCGUGCUCCGUCCUACCUGGAGAUCUUCGGGCGCACCAUGCAGAUGAGCCUGACUCGAGCCCGCUGGUUCGACUUCCCCUUCACCCGCGAGGAGGCCCUGCAGGCUGACAAGAAGCUCUCCAUCUUCAUCGGAGCUUCAGUGGACCCAGCAGGUGUUACCAUGCUGGACUCUAUUAAGAUCUACGGGAAGACCAAGGAGCAGUUUGGCUGGCCCGACGAGCCCCCGGAAGACUUCCCCUCGGCCUCAGUCAACAACACAUGCAGCCCCAACAUGAACCAGAGCAACGGGAGCAGCGAGAGCGACAUCGUGGCCCCCAGUGCUACCAGCGGCACUGUGCUUGAGAGGCUGGUGGUCAGUUCCCUGGAAGCUCUGGAGAGCUGCUUCGCCGUCUGCUCGACGGGCGAGAAGGAGAAAAACAAAGCGGCCGCCCUCGACCUGGCCACCCAGUUGCUCUCCAUGCCCACUCCCGCCGGCGUCCAGCAGCAGACCAAGGGUCUCCUGGCCAGCCUGCACACCAGCCGCACUGCCUACCACAACCACAAGUGGCUGUGGUUCUCAUUCUCUUUCCGCCAGUCCUCGUCCUUCAUCUCCAACGCCACGGCAACAGCCCUCCUCAGCUCCGGCGCCAUAGACUACUGUCUGCAUGUACUCAAGUCCCUGCUGGAGUUCUGGAAGACGCAGCAGGGUGAGGAGGAGCCCGCCGCUGCCAGCCAGCUCCUUAAGCCCCACACCUCCUCCUCGCCCCCGGAUAUGAGCCCCUUCUUCCUGCGCCAGUAUGUCAAGGGCCAUGCGGCCGACGUGUUUGAGGCCUACUCCCAGCUGCUCACCGAGAUGGUGCUGCGACUGCCGUACCAGAUCAAGAAGAUCGCCGACGCCAACUCGCGCAUCCCACCGCCCAUCUUUGACCACUGCUGGUUUUACUUCCUGUCUGAGUACCUGAUGAUCCAGCAGACCCCGUUCGUGAGGCGUCAGGUCCGCAAGCUGCUGCUGUUCAUCUGCGGCUCCAAGGAUAAGUACCGGCAGCUGCGCGACCUGCACACGCUGGACUCGCACGUGCGCGCUAUCAAGAGGCUGCUGGAGGAGCAGGGCAUCUUCCAGCGGGCCGGCAUCGUCACGGCGACGUCCGGCUCCGCCCUGCAGUACGACACCCUCAUUAGCCUGAUGGAGCACCUGAAAGCCUGUGCGGAGAUAGCCACCCAGAGGACCAUCAACUGGCAGAAGUUCUGCAUGAAGGACGACUCGGUUCUCUACUUUCUGCUGCAGGUCAGCUUCCUAGUAGACGAGGGCGUGUCCCCGGUGCUGCUGCAGCUGCUGUCCUGCGCACUGUGCGGCAGCAAGGUGCUCACGUCCUCGUCGGCGUCCUCCGCCGGCUCCACGGGUGGGGCCGGCUCCUCCCAGUCCUCCCAAAGCAAGUCCUCCAGUAAGAAGAGCAAGAAGGAGGACAAGGAGAAAGAGAAGGAUGGCGACAGCGUGGGAAGCCAGGAGGACCAGCUGUGCACCGCGCUGGUCAGUCAGCUCAACAAAUUAGCCGACAAAGAGACCCUCAUCCAGUUCCUGCGCUGCUUCCUGCUGGAGUCGAACUCCUCGUCCGUGCGUUGGCAGGCUCACUGCCUGGCUCUGCACAUCUACAGGAACUCCAGUAAGUCCCAGCAGGAGCUGCUCCUGGAUCUCACAUGGGCCAUCUGGCCAGAGCUCCCAGCAUAUGGGCGCAAGGCCGCCCAGUUCGUGGACCUGCUGGGCUAUUUCUCUUUGAAGACUCCACAGACUGAGAAGAAGCUGAAGGAAUACUCUCAGAAGGCUGUGGAGAUUUUAAGAGCUCAAAAUCAUAUUCUGACCAACCACCCCAACUCCAAUAUCUACAACACCUUGUCUGGAUUGGUGGAGUUCGAUGGGUUUUACCUGGAGAGUGACCCCUGCCUAGUCUGUAACAACCCCGAAGUGCCGUUUUCUAACAUCAAGCUCUCCUCCAUAAAAGUGGACACGCGCUACACCACCACACAGCAGGUGGUGAAACUCGUGGGCAGCCACACCAUCAGCAAGGUCACCGUCAAGGUCGGCGACCUGAAGCGCACCAAGAUGGUGCGCACCAUCAACCUCUACUACAACAACAGGACGGUGCAGGCCAUCGUGGAGUUGAAGAACAAACCCGCUCGCUGGCACAAAGCCAAGAAGGUCCAGCUGACCCCAGGGCAGACCGAGGUCAAGAUCGACCUCCCCCUGCCCAUCGUGGCGUCCAACCUGAUGAUCGAGUUCGCCGACUUCUACGAGAACUACCAGGCGUCCACGGAAACGCUGCAGUGUCCACGGUGCAGCGCGUCCGUGCCGGCCAACCCGGGCGUGUGCGGCAACUGUGGCGAGAACGUCUACCAGUGCCACAAGUGCAGGUCCAUUAACUAUGACGAGAAGGACCCCUUCCUGUGUAACGCUUGCGGCUUCUGCAAAUACGCGCGCUUUGACUUCAUGCUUUACGCCAAGCCGUGCUGCGCCGUGGAUCCCAUAGAGAAUGAAGAGGACAGGAAGAAGGCCGUCACCAACAUCAACACCCUGCUGGACAAGGCCGACCGCGUCUACCACCAGCUCAUGGGGCACCGGCCGCAGCUGGAGAGCCUGCUGUCCAAGGUGAACGAGGCAGCCCCGGAGAAGCCCCAGGAUGACGCGGGUUCCGGAGCAGGGAUGGGAGGCUCCUCCGCCAGUGUGAACAGGUACAUCCAGCAGCUGGCGCAGGAGUACAGUGGUGACUGCAAGACCUCCUUCGACGAGCUCUCCAAAAUAAUCCAGAAAGUUCUGGCAUCCCGCAAGGAGCUGCUGGAGUACGACCUGCAGCAGCGAGAGGCGGCCACCAAGUCGUCACGCAGCGGCGCCCAGCCCACCUUCACCGCCAGCCAGUACCGCGCGCUCUCCGUACUGGGCUGCGGCCACACCUCCUCCACCAAGUGCUACGGCUGUGCGUCGGCGGUCACCGGCCACUGCAUAGCGCUGCUGCGCGCCCUGGCCACCAACCCGUCCAUCCGGCAGAUCCUGGUGCUUCAGGGCCUCAUCCGCGAGCUCUUCGAGUACAACCUGCGGCGCGGCACCGGCGCCAUGCGGGAAGAGGUGCGGCAGCUGAUCUGCCUGCUCACCAGAGAUCAUCCUGAUGCCACUCAGCAGAUGAAUGACCUCAUCAUUGCAAAGGUGUCUGCUGCACUGAAGGGCCACUGGGCCAACCCUGACCUGGUGAGCAGCCUUCAGUACGAGAUGCAGCUUCUCACUGACUCCAUAGCUAAAGAGGGAGGUUGCUGGGAACUGCGGCUUCGCUGUGCUCUCAGCCUCUUCCUAAUGGCCGUGAACAUUAAGACCCCGGUGGUGGUGGAGAACAUCACCCUGAUGUGUCUGAAGAUCCUGCAGAAGCUCAUUAAGCCACCCGCACCCACCAGCAAAAAGAAUAAGGAUGCUGCUGUUGAGUCCCUGACCACUGUCAAGCCCUAUAGCAACGAGAUACACGCUCAGGCCCAGCUCUGGCUAAAAAAGGACCCCAAGGCGUCCUAUGAAGCCUGGAAAAAGUGCCUUCCGGCCAGAGGCCAAGAAGCCGUCUCAAAGCCCCUCUCCAAGGUCGACAUACGGAAGCAUUACCUACUAGAGAAGUACGUCUGGAAGUGGAAGCAGUUUAUGAGCAAGCGUGGGAAGAGGACUUCACCCCUGGACCUCAGGUUGGGACACAACAACUGGCUACGGCAGGUGCUCUUCACCCCCGCUACCCAGGCCGCUAGGCAAGCCGCCUGCACCAUAGUGGAAGCUCUCACCUCCAUUCCCAGCCGUAAACAACACGUCCUAGACCUGCUCACUAGUUACCUAGAUGAGCUGAGCAUCGCUGGUGAGUGUGCGGCAGAAUACCUGGCGCUGUACCAGAAGCUCAUCAAGCCUGCACACUGGAAAGUGUAUUUGGCAGCUCGCGGCGUCCUCCCCUACGUCGGCAACCUGAUCACUAAGGAGAUCGCCCACCUUCUGGCGCUGGAGGAGGCCACUCUGAGCACUGACCUUCAGCAGGGUUAUGCCCUGAAGAGCCUGACAGGCCUCUUGUCCUCCUUUGUGGAGGUGGAGUCCAUUAAGCGGCACUUCAAGAGCCGCCUUGUGGGUACAGUGCUCAACGGGUACCUGUGCCUCAGGAAGCUGGUGGUGCAGAGGACCAAGCUGAUCGAUGAAACGCAGGACAUGCUGUUGGAGAUGCUGGAGGACAUGACCACAGGGACGGAGUCUGAGACCAAGGCUUUCAUGGCGGUGUGCAUCGAGACGGCCAAGCGUUACAGCCUGGACGACUACAGGACGCCUGUGUUCAUCUUCGAGAGGCUGUGCAGCAUCAUUUACCCCGAGGAGAACGAGGUGACGGAGUUCUUCGUGACUUUGGAGAAGGACCCACAGCAGGAAGACUUCUUGCAGGGGCGCAUGCCCGGCAAUCCCUACAGCAGCAACGAGCCAGGAAUCGGGCCCCUCAUGAGGGACAUAAAGAAUAAGAUCUGCCAGGACUGUGACCUGGUAGCACUGCUGGAGGAUGACAGCGGCAUGGAGUUGCUUGUGAAUAACAAGAUAAUUAGCCUGGAUCUUGCGGUUGCUGAAGUCUAUAAGAAGGUGUGGUGCCCCACCAAUGAGGGGGAGCCCAUGAGAAUUAUCUAUCGCAUGAGAGGCCUUUUGGGUGAUGCUACAGAAGAGUUUAUCGAGUCACUGGACUCCACCACAGAUGAGGAGGAGGAUGAUGAGGAGGUGUACAAGAUGGCCGGCGUGAUGGCUCGCUGCGGGGGUCUGGAGUGCAUGCUCAACAGGCUGUCUGGAAUCAAGGACUUCAAGCAGGGGAGGCACCUUCUCACGGUUCUGCUGAAGCUGUUCAGUUACUGUGUGAAAGUGAAAAUCAACAGACAGCAGCUCGUCAAACCGGAGAUGAACACACUGAACGUUAUGCUGGGAACCCUCAACCUGGCGCUGGUGGCCGAGCAGGAGAGCAAGGACAGCGGCGGGGCGUCCAUAGCGGAGCAGGUCCUCAGCAUCAUGGAAAUCAUCCUGGAUGAAGCCAAUGCCGAGACCGUCUCUGAGGAUAAGGGUAACUUGCUGUUGACUGGGGACAAAGACCAGCUGGUGAUGUUGCUAGAUCAGAUCAACACACCCUUCGUACGUUCGAAUCCCAGCGUGCUGCAGGGCCUGCUCCGCAUCAUCCCCUACCUGUCCUUCGGGGAGCUGGAGAAGAUGCAGAUCCUGGUAGAGCGUUUCAAGCCCUGCUGCAGCUUUGACAAGUACGACGAAGAACACAGCGUGGAUGACAAGGUCUUCCUAGACUGUUUCUGUAAGAUCGCCGCCGGAAUCAAGAACAACAGUAACGGCCAUCAGCUGAAGGAGCUGAUUCUUCAGAAAGGCAUUACCCAGAAUGCCCUGGAUUACAUGAAGAAGCAUAUCCCCAGCGCAAAAAACUUGGAUGCUGACGUCUGGAAGAAAUUUCUCUCUCGCCCAGCCCUGCCCUUCAUCCUGAGGUUGCUUCGAGGUCUGGCCACCCAGCACCCCCCAACGCAGGUGCUGAUCGGCAUGGACUCCAUCAGCGACCUGCACAAGCUGGAGCAGGUGUCCAGCGACGAGGGCAUCGGCACGCUGGCCGAGAACCUGCUGGAGGCUCUGCGCGAGCACGCCGACGUCAACCUGAAGAUCGACGCGGCGCGGCGGGAGACGCGGGCCGAGAAGAAGCGCAUGGCCAUGGCCAUGAGGCAGAAGGCACUGGGAACGCUGGGAAUGACCACCAACGAGAAGGGCCAGGUGGUGACGAAGACAUCGCUGCUCAAGCAGAUGGAAGAGCUGAUUGAGGAGCCUGGACUGACCUGUUGUAUCUGCCGGGAGGGCUACAAGUUCCAGCCCACGAAGGUUCUUGGAAUUUACACGUUUACGAAGCGCGUGGCCCUGGAGGAGUCCGAGAAUAAGCCCCGGAAGCAGCAGGGCUACAGCACGGUGUCACACUUCAACAUCGUCCACUACGACUGCCACCUUGCUGCUGUCCGGCUGGCACGUGGGCGUGAGGAGUGGGAGAGCGCCGCCCUACAGAACGCCAACACCAAGUGCAACGGCUUGCUGCCGGUGUGGGGGCCGCACGUGCCGGAGUCCGCGUUCGCCACCUGUCUGGCCAGGCAUAAUACGUACCUGCAGGAGUGUACGGGCCAACGGGAACCUACCUACCAGCUGAACAUCCAUGACACCAAGCUGCUAUUCCUGCGAUUCGCCACGGAGCAGUCUUUCAGCGUGGACACGGGGGGCGGCGGGCGCGAGAGCAACAUCCACCUCAUCCCUUACAUCAUCCACACUGUGCUCUACGUGCUCAACACUACCAGGGCCACCUCACGGGAGGAGAAGAACCUGCAGAGCUUCCUGGAGCAGCCGAGUGAGAAGUGGUUGGAGAGCACGUACGAGGUGGACGGACCGCACUACUACACGGUGCUGGCCAUGCACAUCCUGCCCCCCGAGCGCUGGCGGACCACGCGCCUGGACUUCCUGCGCCGCCUGCUGUUCACCUCACAUGCCCGCAAAGUCUCCCCAGGGGGCACCAACAAACUCUCGGACAAAACCGUGAAGGAGUAUGCAGUAUACCGCUCCCCGCUUCUCUUCUGGGGCCUGGUGGAUCUCAUCUAUGACAUGUUCAGGAAAGUUCCCACCUGCAACACAGAGGGAGGCUGGUCAUUCUCCCUGGCUGAGUACGUGCGGCACAACGACAUGCCCAUCUACGAGGCAUCUGAGCGCGUCUUGCGGGCUUUCCAGGAUGAGCUCAUGCCCGCUGAAUCCGUCUCGGAGUUCUUCGACGUCGUAGGACUUUUAUCUGACAUCCCAGACCCUGCGGGCUUUUUGCAGGAUCUGUUGAACUCUGUGCCCUGAUGGGCUUUAGCAACUGGACUUCAGAUGGCUUCAAUCCACACCCGGUGUCCCAUAUGGAGACGAAACGGUCCCUGUUUACGGGGACUCCGUGGAAAAGCUUCUUCAAAGGACAUCUUCUCAACAGGAGGCGAAGAGCUUCCCAGCUUCUUCACACAGACACACAGAAAUGAACACACACAGUAAAACACACAGACGCAGACGGCACAUCUGGCCCCCGUUCCUGCUUUGAGCAGCUUUCAAUACGCUAUUCUUUAAACAACUCUGACCAGAAAAGUCUAUGUGUAGCCUGGCAAGUUUAUGCAUCCUAUUUACUAAAAGGGUUUCUGUAAUAUAAAAUGCCCGUGUUAUUACACACAACAUGUUUGGGUGCAGAAUCUCUGAGUAAUUUUAAGUAUUUUCAAGCUAAAAUGAAGAAAAUUACUUGUUUAAUUUUGGUUGCGGUUUUUGUUAAAAAAUUAAUUUGCAAAUUCACAGGAAGCUAGUGUGAGCUUCACAGGAUUAACCAAUCUUUCUUAUGUAGGUAACUUAUCUCCCCCUUACCCAGGAUUUUGCAGUUAUGUCACUGGACCUCUGAUUUAUGAGAGUUAUUGACUUGUUGGCUUUUUAAGACCAAACAGAUGUUAGGUCUCUUUUUAUAAUCAAAUUAAACAGAUAAAAAUGUCCUCCCUGUUAUGAAAUCCUGAUUCAAGACAGGAUACCACUCCAGUACGUUUUCAUUUUGCUGACAACUUUCCAGAUGGAAAGUCUCAUUAUCCUCUUUAGGGAAAAAUUGGGUACAUUUGGGGUAAUAGUCUUUGGGUUCAAUUUAGUUCUGAUUUCUUGUGGGUCCACAACUACACUGGCUUCGUGUUCAGGUUUUUUUUUUUUUUUCGUCAUUCACAAGAUAAAAUAAGAAUACCCUUCAGAUAUCAUCUCUGUUACCCCCUCAGAGCUGUUUUUGUUUCUGGUAAGCACAGUGCCGCUGAGUGCAGACUCAGUGAUCAAGAAACUCGUUAAUAUAUCGACGCCUGCAGAGGGCGCCAUUGUACUCAGAGCAGAAUGCAUGGUGUGGAGUUUGUUUCGAUCCAGUUUAGUGUUUCUUUGCCUAUUCCCGUUGCUACUAUGUUCAACUGUCGCUGAAUGUUUGCUUUUUGGUUUAGCAGAAGAUUAAUAAAGCUGUAAUAAUUCUA
Messenger RNA from Paramormyrops kingsleyae, 15115 nucleotides. NCBI's taxonomy places the organism in Eukaryota, Metazoa, Chordata, Actinopteri, Osteoglossiformes, Mormyridae. The record is from RefSeq and is a predicted model, not a curated record.